AUGGGGAGGAUCAAGAAGGUCGCCACGGAGCGGCACACGGCGACUGCCUCACCUUUCGUAUCACGGUUUGUCGAGCAGGCCACAUCAACGCCGCUGCACCAUCUACCUUCAAAGCUCGACACUUUCCCGCUCCACUGGCCGUUCCCUCGUGGUGAUUUAUACCACUGGAUCCCGCUACUCGACCGCUUCGACCACAUCCUAGAGCUGUUCAACGCCGAGUAUGGACUCGCCAAAGGCCCACAGCAAGAGCAGUUUGAGAGCAGGUUGCUACAAAAGGGCGAUGCGGAGGAUGGCAUGCCCUACCCGGCUGGUGGCGCCCAGGAAGAUGAGCUGCAGAAGCUGGGCUACUCCUCUGAAGGCGACAGGGAGGUGAUCGAGUCUGUCGUGCACUUCACCCGGAUCAUAUUGGAGCAUUGCGGAAAUCGCAGUCUCUACAACAGCAGUGGUCAGCUCGACGACUUGCUCAACACCACAUCACUGAGCCUGCUUCGGCUGGUCUUACGACUGGGUGUCCGCCUUGCUCAACGCUAUCAAGUGGCACGGUACAAGAACAGUGCGCCUCACGCCCAACUGACACUGCUCGCCAACCACUACAACUUCAAGCUCGAUCGGCUGCAAAAGAUUGCUCAACCCUUCCCCAAGCCUGCUCAAGCGGCUUCGAGCUCCAUCGUCGCAGUGGGAAAAGGCAAGGAGAAGGCUGCACAGACGGCUCCGUACAACCCAAGUGAUCUCGUUGCCAUCGCCAAGGAGCCUCAGACCUUGAAUGCGAAGGGCGAUGUUGCCGGGAUCCAUUUCACAUACUACGAUCAGUCGGCUGCGGCGAAAGAUGGAUCUUCAAAUCAGCCCAACGAUGCACCUCCGCCAACCCCAACUCCGAUCCGCAGAACAUCCACUCUGGGACCUUCUCGAGACCGGCCAGGGAUAGGCGAGCGAAGCGCGACCACGGGAGAUGUCAACGCUACUCCGACAAAGCCUAGAGAGGUCGACACUGCUCCGUCUUCAGCAUCGAAGACCUUCCAGAUAUCCGGGACCAAUGUCGCCGAGACCCCUGCUUGGGCGCUUGUCAAAGAGGCUAUGUCCGAAGUGCCUUCUGAGUCGUCAUUCGAUAUGCUUCAUCGUAUCCGCAUCGCCAAGGCGCUGGUCCAUCCCGAGGACACAUCCCAAGAGCUUUUGGAGGUGAGGCUUCUGGCUAUUGCCAAUCUCGCCUACGCCCUUGCCGAGUCGAAAUUCAUGGAAAAGAUCGGCAUACCCGAUAGUGAGGAGCCAAAGCGCUUCCAUCUGGCGCAACAGCUGUGCGAUCUGCUCCGACCGGCGACGGGCAGCCAGGCCGCAUUGUCCCUACAGAUGGAAACCGCUGUUUUGCUCACGCUUGAAGCCCUCUCUAAGAGCAGGUCAAAGUCUUCAGAAGUCUCAGACGCUUUGCAGAUCUCCCACAACCAUGGCGUCAUCUAUUACGAGCUUCGAAGAGUGAUUGCAACGCUUCACUCCAGCCCUCACGAAGACUCAACACUGGAGCUGCGGGAAAUUGAAUGGAGAGAGGCGGUCUUUGACUUGACCAACACUCUGCUCCAAUCGAACACUCAAGCUCGACACGGAGAGCGGAUGGUGAACGCCGGCAUCAUGGAGAUCUUGCUGGAGGCAUUGACCCUUCGCACUUCUCGUGCAGAGCGCUUCAACGAGAAGAUUUUGCAGUUCUUCGACAGCUUCAUCCAUGGCAUCACAACCUCGUUCCAGACUCUCGUCGACGCCAAAGGCUUGGACGAGCUUGCCGAACUGAUGAGUUACGAGGUCACAAGCUCCCUGCAGAAUGCCAAAGAUGGCCGCGGGCUGCCUGCGGAGUACAAGUCCAAGGUUGUCGACUACGACAUUCCCUUCUAUCAGCAAUCGACGCUUCGUCAGCUGUUCAAAUUCAUGGUCCACAUGUUUGAGCACAAUGCCGGAACUCACGAUCGGUUGCUUAGGAACCUCGUCGACACGCCACAGGUGCUUGGCGCUCUUCGCAACGUGAUAGAGAAUGCCAGCGUCUUCGGAUCAAACGUCUGGAGCGGUGCUGUUAACAUCAUGAGUAGCUUCAUUCACAACGAGCCAACCAGCUUCCAGGUCGUUGGAGAGGCUGGCCUGGUUAAGAGUCUUUUGCAGACGAUUGUGCCGUGGGAUCUGAGUGAAGACGACUCUAAGCCAAGGGUUGUGCCAGAGGCAUUCGAGUACAAGGACGGCGAGCUUCAGUACCCCAGCCCUACUGGCAUUCUUCCCGUUGGCGAGACCAUGUGCGAUAUCCCGACCGCUUUCGGAGCCAUCUGCCUCAACGAAUCGGGCAUGCAGCUCUUCCAAUCCUCGAAAGCAUUGAUGAAGUUCAUGGACAUCUUUGUGUCGCCGCCACACGUUCGCGCCCUGGAAGAGGAAGGCCAGACGGCUUCCACAAUCGGUCAAGCCUUUGAUGAGCUGUCACGGCACCACCCUCGCCUUAAAGGCGAGAUCAUGUCGACGGUCAUCGCAAUGGUCAAGCGUGUCAACGAGCUGUGCCGAUACUUGGCGGAGCAGAAGGGGCACGGUACCAAGCUCUGGGAAAACACGUCAGCCGGUGUCGUUGUUUCGGGAGGUCGAAAGGCCCUGGCUGGGCUGAAACAUGCGACUGAGAGCACGACGAUCUCCAGCAGCGACGUUGUCACCGCUGAAGGCCUGAACGAGGAUGACAAGGAUCGCGUUUCUGGCGUGCCUUUCGUCAGCGCUUGCUUCAAAUUCUUGGAAGGCUUCUUCCUCAACGCCGGCAUGUGCUCGCUCUUCUGCGAAGAGGGCGGAGCCGUGCAUCUCCUGGAUCUUGCGGUAUCCGCAAGCAACCCUUACGAUAUUGUGGCGUUCCCACCGUUCGGCAAGAUUGCAUCGGUGAUCAAGUCGAUGUGUGAGGCGAAGCCACAUCUGGUCCUACCUACCCUCAUUCACCAUACGCAAACCGCCAUCAAGUGCGUAAAGCCCAUUAUCGACAGCGACAACUCAGAGCGUGCCUUUGCCGCUUUUAUGGACCUUUCGAAACCCCAGGCUUCACCACCCUUCUCACCGCAGUCCAACGGAACCACUGUCGCGAAAGCACUUGCAAUGGUCCACAUGCUCACCCAUCUAUUCGGACGUGCCUUAGCACCGCCAGCGUACCCAGGCGUUCGCAAUCAACAUCCAUCGAACCAACUGUUCGUCCUUCUCAACUUCACCGACAUCUACGUUGAGCUGGUCGACGAUCUUGGCCUCCUCCACGCUGCAUGCGUGUGGGAGAAUCUGGCUCUGCAACAGGACUUGUCCGAUGACUGGAAUCAGCAGACCGACCCUAAGCCAUUUGCGAUGAGGCGUGUCGACGUCAACGGCUUCGUCGAGAUCAGCUCUGAGCUUCGCUCGGAGAAUCCACAAAACGGUCAGGAUGCCAACGGCACGACACGCACCAAAGCCGAAAGUCGCGAAGAGACAUUCUCCAUCAAGAAUGCCAAGACUAUCCGCUACCUCCUCUCCCAGGCACCCGUUGGUAUCGAGUCCUUCUUCCAAUCUCUUGCGCAAGCCAUUGUGCCAAAGCGCGGCCAUGAAUCUGGGACGAGACAACAUGCUUUCAUUGUUGCCGAACAUCUGGCCCACGCCCUAGUACAAGAGUUCACGUACAAGAAGUUUGAUCCCGUGAACGAGCUGCUUGAGGCCAAGGCUCGAGCGCAUGCUGUUACGGUGUGUACGAGAGUCCUGCUCCGGAAUGCGAAUCUCGCAGAAUCUUUCGUGAGCAAGGAGACGAUGACUCUUGUGUUGAACAAGUUCUACCUUGCAGGUGGCUUCGAGCGGCUUAAUGAGUGCUUGAGGCGAUUCGGCGAGCUCGCGCUUGAGCAUGCGAAGCAGGGCGACGCUUUAUAUCUCACCUCGCUCGACACCCUGAGCUCGAUUCUCAAUCUCUACAGCCAGGUCGUCCGCGGCAAGGUCAUUCACGAGUCGCCCCAAUCCAGCAGUAUCUCCGUUCGGAACCAUGAGCAGGCAGACUACUUCAUGCCUGGCCAGUUCGUUGUGGAGAUCAGGAACGCGAUUCUCCCCGCUGUGAAUGAAUUGUGGCAUUCAGGAUCGCUCGAGCACGUUACCGACAACCACGUGAAGAGCGUUGUCGAGAUCUUACGCAUCAUCUUGAAGAGCGAAGGCGAGGAUCGUGCGCUCAGUCGCAGCGUGAACGCCGCCAGGAGGAUCCAGACCACCAAGUUGGAAUUCAAGCUUAAGAACACCGAGGAUGUGCGCUCAUUGAAGUCAAGCGGCUACGACGAGUCUCUCGCUCGAGAAGCGUUGUUCCGAUGCAAUGGCCAUGUUGCGAGCGCGCACGAAUACUGCCAUUUGCGCCAGCAACUUGACACUACACCCGCGUUUCCCAUCCCCCAAGGCGAGGCAACGGCCCCCAACGGUAGUCAAUCAGCAUCGGCCGAGACUUCCAGAGCGACCGAUACCUCUAGUGCAGAGCAAUCUACCCAACCGCCCGGAUCAGUCGAGAUGGCGGACGCUGCUGGAGAUCAGCCUGCGAAUGCUCAAGAUGCGCCCGACCCUGAAGAUGUCUCAAUCUUUUCAGAAGAUCCCGAUGUCAUGUCAGAUGACCCAUUCGGUUUGAGCGUUUUGCCAGAUGAGAUCCAAGAGGCGGAUUUGAUGGCUAUGGUGGGGCAGAACAGUCGUCUGCGUAACCUCUUGAGAUUGGCCAACGGCAACGCGCUUCCGACUACCUCCACCAAGGAUGCAUCCAGCAAAGAGGAGCGAGAGCCCUUCACCACUGUGGAAGACCUGGACGAGAAGAGGGAUGCGUUACGCGGCGAUCUCCUCGAUCGAUCCCUGGAGCUCUUGAGCGCUCAGCCAACGAUUAGCUUCGAGCUGGCUGAAUUGAUUCAAGCGGCCGUGGCCAAGAGUGGCGAAGGUGCUAGCCCUCGCGCGGACAUUGGAAGCACGCUUGUCUCUUCGCUGCUGUCCCUCCAGGGCGACGAGCCAAGCGAAGAAACGGGCGCGAAGAUUGCGGCCUAUGCGCAUCUCGUUGCAUUGAUUCUGCAAGAUCGGGACUUCUUCGACUCCACCCUCGAUGAGUUGAAAGAGAACUUCGAUGCGCUUAUCUCCUGGAUCCAGCCGGGCUUCUUUGAUAAGGUUGAGAAUGCUCCCUGGAUUGAGAUGAUUCUGUUGAUCAUCGAGCGUAUACUUGUGGAGGAUGAACAGCCUACGGAAAUCCAGUGGACUACCCCCAAUGUGGAGGAUCCUCUCAAACCCCUUCCAGAGCCAACCAUCCCCGAGCCCGUCAUUUCGUUCGAUCUCAAAUCGACUCUAUUCGAGGCGGUCGUCGAGUUGCUGCCGAAAGUCGGGAAAAACGCUUCACUCGCUCUGUCAAUUAACCGAGUGCUGGUCAUCCUCACCAGGCGCCGUGAGCUGGCCGCACGUCUGCGCGAGAAGCUCAAUCUGUCUAAGCUGUUCGUCAUGAUCAAACAGCUGGCUGGCUCAGUCAAUGAGAAGCUACAGAGCUCGUUCAUGAUCAUCCUUAGGCAUAUGGUUGAGGACGACGCGAUCCUGCGUGAGAUCAUGAAGACCGAGAUCUCCAGCGUUCUCGAGGCUCAAAGGGUGCAGCGUCCCAUGGACACGACCUCAUACGCUCGCACUCUAUACCACCUGGUCCUUCGUGAUCCGAAUCUUUUCGUCGAGGUGACGAAGGAGAUGGUGGAGAUCGUCAAGUACGAUCAUCGGCCAGAGCGUGGUCAAGUCUUGGCCUUGAAGGCCAAAACACCGCCGCCUGCUGAGAACGGGAAUGCCAACGCCACAGCAUCCGACCCCGCGGCCCAGCCAAGCGUGGAAGAGAGCAGUGCAAACGCCCAGGCCUUGACCGAGUUGAAGCCGCCGGUGGUUGAGACCACGGAUGGAGUGGUUCAAUUCCUACUCCGAGAGCUGUCCAACUACAAGGAUGUCGAAGACAAACAAAAUGCUCCGGCCAACGCCUCUGCCGCUAAUGGAUCUUCGGGAGAUGUGGACAUGUCUGAUGAAACUAGCCCGAACAGCGGCUCGACAGUCCCAAAGAAAGAUGACGAACCGCCAUCAUUCAAAGCCGAGGAGCAUGUCAUCUACAUCUAUCGAUGCUUCAUCAUGCAGUGUCUUACCGAACUGCUAGCAUCGUACAACUGCUGCAAGGCCGAGUUUAUCAAUUUCUCACGCAAGCCCGAAGCCCAAACAGCGACUCCGUCCAAGCCUCGCUCUGGAACGAUCAACUACUUGUUGAACGUCCUCAUGCCCGUUGGCACCCUGGAGCACCGCGAUGAUAUCACCCAUCGCAAAAAGGCCUCUACCGCGCAUUGGGCAACGACCGUCCUCAUUGCGCUCUGCUCACAGACGCCGCAACUCACAAAGACCGAAGAACCCGAUCCAACACUCUACUUCGUGCGCAGAUUCGUCCUCGAGCAUGCUCUGAGAGCUUUCAAAGAAGCUACCACAUCCAAUGAGCCACUCGAUCAACGCUAUUCCCGCCUGCUGGCUCUAGGCGAGCUUUUCAGCCGAAUGCUGAGCAACAAGCUGAACGCCACCAAUCCCGCAAGUGCAGAUGGGUUCUCCGCCCAGCGCAUGGGCCGCUUCAUGUACGAGAAGAACUUCAUCAGCGCUCUGACAUCCGCCAUCGCUGAGAUCGAUCUCAAUUUCCCGAACGCAAAGAGGGCCGUCAAGUAUCUCCUGGGCCCGCUAAGGCUGCUCACCGAAAUGGGAGUUACCCUAAGCCAAUACUCCGACUUUUCGUCGAGUGCCGGUGCCACUACGGACGGGGAGGAGAUUUCAUCUGCCACUUCGAUCUCGGAUGUGGACGAGGAAGAAGAAGAUCGAGAGCAGACUCCAGACCUCUAUCGAAACUCCACUCUGGGCCUCUUCGAGUCGGGUGCUGGCCGUGGCCAUGAGUCUGAGAGCGAGAGCGGUGAGGAUGAUGAAGAGGAGAUGUACGACGACGGCUACGAUGACGAGGACGGCAUGGACUUUGAGGAAGGUCCGAUGCCCGAUCACGACGAAGUUGUCAGUGAUGAGGACGAUGAGGAUAUCGAUGGCAUGGGGGAAAUCGAGGGCGUUCCCGGCGAUGUCGAUUUUGAGAUGGAUGUUGUCAUGGCCGGGGACGAUGAUGGUGAAACUAUCAGCGAAGACUCCCAAGAUGAUGACGAGGAGCGCGAAGAAGAUGACGAUGAAGAUGAUGACGAUGAUGACCAUCAUCAUGGUGACUUCGUCGACGAAAUGGAUGAGAUCACUGGCGAUGAUGAGAACGCCAGCAUGCCCGAUCACCCCGAAGAACACGAUUGGGACGAAGAUGACGGUGCUAUCUUCGAGACGGCAGUCAUUGAAGAGGGCGGAUCACCUCACGGUGGACCGUUGCAACAUUUCGAAGACAUCAUGAACAACAUCCCCCCUCGUGCAGACCUCGACCCAAGAAUCCGCAUCGAGACCAUCCGCGACGGCGAGGAAGAGUAUUUCGACGACGAAAUGCCUCCCGAGGACGAAGAAGAUGACGAGGACGAAGAGAUCGACUUGGAGAAUGAUGUGGUCUAUGAACCAGGGCUUGAAGGUUCGUUGAGAGCCCUUCGCGAAUUGGUUAACCGCUUUCAGCGUUUUGACAGGGGUGCAGACGACGACGAUGAUGAAGACGGUGAUAAUGAGUUGCAAUGGGACAUGCGUCCUGCCAUUCCUCUACCGCACGUCAGGGCUGCCGUACAGCAGCACCAUCAUCACCACCACCACCAUCACCGGCAUGGACUUCAAGAUAUGUUCGGAAUGAUGGCAAAUGAUGCCAUGAGGAUACCUCCUUUCCGUGGCCAUCGAGCGCCAGCAAACGCGCGUGGUGAGGAAGACGGUACCAAUCCCCUCCUUCAGCGCGAUGGCAAUUCCAGUGGCGGCAACGGCCGUGGAGACGCAUAUGUAGGGUCUACAUUCGUGCGUGGCGGGCGCCAUACCCUCUAUACCCGACACGGCGACACCUUCUUCCAGGAUCUCGUGGCAACAGUCGGAGCAAACGGUCGCGCGAUCGUUGAUGUCAACAUUGGCGAUGCUCCUCAGCGGGGUGUCGACCUCGCAACCUCACCGUGGGAACGGAGGCAAGUCCUCCACGCUUUGCUUGAUCUCGACCCCGCUCGGCCAUGGCGCGAGCAAAUCCGGAUCCCCCAGUGGCCCGACAUGCCCGGCACCCACCGCUCUCACGAUCCGCGCUCUUCUUCGUACAGCGAUGAAGCACAGGCGGUGGAGUUCCGACCGACCGCCACUGCUGCACGCUGGCAAGAAGAGGCACGUAUGCUCUUCAGCGGAAAGCAUCAAGAGAAGGCCACCCGAAUCAUCCCCAGCUUGUUGCGGGUUCUGAUUCCGCCUGCUAUGGAAGCAAAGCGAAUGCAAGAGAAGGCCGAUGCUGAGAAAAGGGCCGCUGCGUUGGAGAAAGCGAGAGAGGACGAGAAAAAGAAGGCAGAAGAGAAGGCAGAGCGUGAGAAGGCAGAGCGAGAAGAGCGGGAAACGAGAGAAGCCGAAGAGGCUCGUGCUCGUGAGGAUGCGGCGCUUGCUGCUUCCCUGGCUGGCGAGGGUCCGGCAGAGGCCACAAUGGAAGAUGUGACACCGUCGCAGCCGGCGCUGCCGACUUCAGAAGGCGCUCAAGAAGCGACGACGACCGAACCGGCGGCUACACCGCGAGUUACAACCACCAUUCGUGGUCGUGAGCUUGACAUCACCAGUCUCGGCAUCGAUCUCACCUAUCUCGAAGAGUUGCCCGAAGAGCUCCGCGAAGAAGUCAUUAUGGGACAAUUCGCCCAACAGCGUUCACAGGCGGCAGAGGCUGGCGAGCAGCCGAGCGAGAUUAGCCGGGAGUUCUUGGAGGCCUUGCCUCCUGACAUUCAGCGAGAGCUUCUUCGUCAGGAGGCCAGUGAGCGUCGUCAUCGUCAACAGCAAGAGCAACGCCGCCGCUCCGCGCAAGAAGGCAAUGCUCCACCGGCGCAGCCCGAGGAGAUGAACAAUGCAGACUUCAUGGCCAUGCUGGAACCCGAGCUCCGCCAGCAAAUCUUGGCUGAUGCUGAUGAAAACACCCUGGCCGCUCUUCCCGAGGACGCCCAAGCAGAGGCACGAACACUAGGCGAACGCCGUCUCCCGCGCGCCGACCAACUUGCUCGGUUGGGCCGAUUUGCUGAGGGUGAUCCCCGCACCCGCCUCCUCCAUCGCGGUCAAGCCGAGCAAGCUGUUCGAGACGCUGCUAGCAGGCAGCGCAGGCCCGUUAUUCAAAUGCUGGACAAGGCUGGCAUCGCGACGCUCUUGCGUUUGAUGUUUGUGUCUCUUCAUCAUAAAGCCAAGAGCAACCUCCACAGCAUCCUGUCCGACGUGUGCAAGAAUACGCAAAACCGUGCAGAGGUCAUCAGUAUUCUGCUUUCAAUCUUGCAAGACGGCACUGCGGAUGUUGCUGCUGUUGAGCGCAGCUUCGCUCAGCUUUCGCUUCGAGCCAAGCACCAAUCCGCUCAGAAGACACCGACACCUCUCAAGCGGACUGUGACUGGCACGAUCAUCACUCCUGGCGCCGAACUGUCGCCGCUCAACAUCGUGCAGCAAUGUCUCGGCACACUGAACGCUUUGACCCUCGACAAUCCGCGUGUCCCAUCUUUCUUCCUGACGGAGCACGAGACAGUCACUAGUCAGAAGGCCAAGCCGGGAAAGAAAGGCAAAGGCCGCGAAGUCAGGGCGGCAAAGUUCCCUCUCAAUUCGCUGUUGACUUUGCUCGACCGCAAGCUCAUAACCGAGAACACUGGCGUGAUGGAGGCGCUGGCUGCUCUGCUCAGCCGCGUUACCCAUCCACUCAUUAUCCUCCUGCGCAAAGCUAUGAGGGAAGCAGAAGAUGCUACCAAAGCGACCGAGGAAGCGAGUGCAGCCGAGCAAGAAGACCGACCGUCAACUAGCGGCACGGAUGUUGAUAUGGCAGAGGCUGCUAAUGUCGAUGUUGGAGCGAACGAGGGCGCCGCGCAGGCUGCAUCUUCAACUGCGGCGGCCGAAGGGGUGAGCAUUGAGGAGAAGCCUGCCGGAGCUGACGAUGCGGAAGCUCCAAAGACCGACACCGGAAAGAAACACCGUGAGAUGGUGCCGCCGGAAGUCCCGGAAGAGAACAUCCGUCUUGUCGUCAACAUCAUCACCGCUCGCGAGUGUCCAGGCAAGACCUUCACCGAGACGCUCGACGUCAUCAAGAAUCUGUCCGCCCUUCCGGGAGCGCGCGAGACGUUCGGCAAAGAGCUUGUGAGUCAAGCGCAAGAGCUCAGCCAGGCAGUUCUCUUGGAUCUUGAAGAUCUCGCGAAGCAAAUCAACGCUGCCCAGACCGGCACCGACCUUCAGGGCAUGGCUCUUACCAACUUCUCUUCGGCUGCAUCGAUGCAACACAAGCUGUUGCGGGUGCUGGUUGCGCUCGACCAUCUUUUCGACCCAACGCAAACCCCGUCGAUUUCUUCAAAGGGCUCCCUCGCCACCGAUCCCAGCCUCAAAGAAGACAUACUUGCUGGACUGUAUGAGAGCGCGACGUUCGACAAGCUCUGGGGCAAUCUCAGCCAGUGCUUGACCGCCAUCCGCAAUAGAGGCAACAUGAUCAACGUUGCUGCGGUCUUGCUUCCCAUCAUUGAAUCCUUGAUGGUCGUGUGCCGGAAUAGCGCUCUGAAGGACUCGGUCGAUGCGGUGGCAACGCAACAAGCCUCUGUGGGCACUCCCCAACCCGACGCUCGUCUCGACUCUUUGUUCUUCCGAUUUACCGAAGAGCAUCGCAAGAUUCUCAACGAGCUGAUUCGCAACAACCCCAAGUUGAUGAACGGCAACCUCGCCGUGCUAGCCAAGAACUCCAAGGUGUUGGAGUUCGACAACAAGCGCAGCUACUUCACGCGCAAGGUCCACGUCCGCCCAGCCAACGACGGUCGUAUCGCGCAUCCCUCCUUGCAGUUGAACGUGCGCCGAGAUCAGGUCUUCCUGGACUCGUUCAAAUCCUUGUAUUACAAGAGCGGCACCGAGAUCAAGUAUGGGAAGCUCAACAUUCGCUUCCACGGCGAGGAGGGAGUCGACGCCGGUGGCGUGUCUCGGGAGUGGUUCGCUGCCAUGGCUCGGCAGAUGUUCAACCCGGACUACGCCCUCUUCAUUCCAGUCGCGUCGGACAAGACAACCUUCCAUCCGAAUCAGUUCAGCGCGGUCAACCACGAGCAUCUGAUGUUCUUCAAGUUCAUCGGGCGCAUCAUUGGCAAGGCGCUGUAUGAAGGGCGUGUUCUCGAUUGCCAUUUCAGCCGAGCCGUGUACCGUCGCAUCCUCGGAAAGUCGGUUUCCCUAAAGGACAUGGAGAGCUUGGACCUGGAGUACUACAAGUCUCUAGUCUGGAUUCUGGAGAACGACAUCACCGACGUCACUUUCGAGACGUUCUCCAUCGACGUUGACAAGUUUGGGCUGGUGGAGACGGUGGAUUUGGUGCCGGAUGGGCACAACAUUGCGGUGACGGAAGAGAACAAGCAGGAGUACGUGCGGCUUGUUGUCGAGCACCGCCUAGUCAAGUCGGUGGAGGAGCAACUGGAGCACUUCCUUGCCGGCUUCCACGACAUCAUCCCGCCCGAGCUGAUUGCGAUAUUCAACGAGCAAGAGCUGGAGCUGCUCAUCUCCGGCCUGCCGGAAAUUGACGUGGAUGACUGGAAGAACAAUACCGACUACCACAACUACCAGCCAACGUCGCCGCAGAUCCAGUGGUUCUGGCGCGCGGUGCGCAGCUUCGACAAGGAGGAGCGCGCGAAGUUGCUGCAAUUCGUCACGGGCACGAGCAAAGUGCCGCUCAACGGCUUCAAGGAGCUCGAGGGCAUGAAUGGCUUCUCCAAGUUCAACAUCCACCGCGACUACAGCAGCAAGGAGAAGCUGCCUUCGAGCCAUACCUGCUUCAACCAGCUGGACCUGCCGGAAUAUGAGAGCUACGAGCAUUUGCGUCAACAACUUUAUACCGCCAUCACGGCGGGGAGCGAGUAUUUCGGGUUUGCUUGA
Neohortaea acidophila is the source of this 11997-nucleotide messenger RNA. RefSeq lists its product as uncharacterized. Gene Ontology annotation, molecular function: ubiquitin-protein transferase activity. NCBI's taxonomy places the organism in Eukaryota, Fungi, Ascomycota, Dothideomycetes, Mycosphaerellales, Teratosphaeriaceae. Gene Ontology annotation, biological process: protein polyubiquitination; proteasome-mediated ubiquitin-dependent protein catabolic process; positive regulation of protein catabolic process. The record is from RefSeq and is a predicted model, not a curated record. The transcript is spliced from 3 exons. The coding region runs from base 1 to 11997 and encodes 3998 amino acids.